CGCCGCCAUGUUUCGAGCAGCAGUAACCGGCAGUGUCGUUGCAGCCGCUGCCGCUGUGUCUUCCUGCUGCAGCCGUGCGCUCGGCUGUGGUGCUGAUGGUGUGGUCCUGUCUCGCCUGAAGUGUGUGUCUGUCACCGAGUCCCCGGGACACAGGCCUCGGGAGCGGAUUAACAAGAAGUCUCAUACCAGAUUGAAACCUCAGAAACAAAUUUGCAAACCUGUUUUGGAACAUUUUGAUGAAAAAUAUGGACAAGAACUUGGAGAAUUAUGGGACAAAGUCAGAGAAGUGCUGCUGCUUCCUUCCAACUGGCAGUAUGCUGUGCUUGUGAACAAGUUCAGUCAGUGUGUGACAUUUGAAGAGUAUCUUCAGUCUCAGGGAUACUACAAUUUCCUAUCAGAUGUUUCACCUUUUACCCAGCAUUCUUUAAGAUGUUACAUCAGCAAUGUCCAGUGUCGAUUUCCUAGACUCCAACAUCAGACUGAAAGGCUGAAGGAGUACUACCUCUUAAAUGCAGCUUCCUUAGUUCCUGUCCUUGCGUUGGAUGUCCAGGAUGGAGAGCGAGUGCUGGAUUUGUGUGCUGCUCCUGGAGGGAAAUCCUUGGCAAUACUGCAAUAUGCCACACCAGGUUUCUUUCUCUGCAAUGAAUAUAACGCUUUGCGACACCAAUGGCUAAAGCAAACACUUGGCUCUUUUGUACCUAAUGACUUAAGAAGCAUGAUUUCUGUGACUGACUUGGAUGGCAGACAGAUCGGUCCACAGUAUUCUCAAAUGUACAACAAGGUGCUUGUGGAUGCGCCAUGUUCAAAUGAUCGAAGUUGGCUUUUCUCCUCUGAUGUCCUUCAGGCUUGCAUGAGGAUUACAGAGAGGCCUAAUCUACCAGUUUUGCAAGGGCAGUUACUCAGGUCAGCUCUUGAGGCAUUGCGUCCUGGAGGGACAGUGGUUUAUUCUACAUGCACACUGUCUCAAGCAGAAAAUGAUGAUGUUGUGGCCUCUGUCUUGAAUUCUUAUGACAACGUUCAGGCUGUGGAUUUAACAGGCUUGGCAAGUUCCCUCGCUCAUAACUUCACGUUUGCUGAAGGUGUACAGUAUGGACUGUUAAUUGUGCCAGAAAAAGGAAGAGUCUGGGGGCCAAUGUAUGUCAGCAAAUUGCACAAGUUACACUGAUUUGCAAUAAAGGACUCGAGAACUUCCCUCUAAGCACAAGAUGAGAGCUGAACAUAGAUACCGCAAAGAAGAAAACUCUCCAAUUGUAAUGAUUCUCAGAGGAGUAGUUGUAUUAUAUACUGAAACAAUUUACAUCAUCUGUCUGACUUUUUCCAUUGAAGAGCUCCAACUGAAGGUUAAUGUAAAUAUGGCAUAACCUGAAAGGAGAGCACCAUUUGGAAAGAGACUCUGAAUACAAAGGCCAAAAUGUCGCUAUACAUUUAAGUGGAUUUUUGUUAAAUAUUGCUGCUAAUUAAAUAAAUAUUAUCUGAUAAUUAAAUGAAGAUGCAUAUUGCAUUAUCUUUAUUUAUAUUGUUCUUCAGCUUGUGCCAAAUAAACCACUAAGUAGAUGGGCAAUCAGAGUUUUUUUAAAAAUCUUGUUUUUCUCCCUACCAACAAUAUACUUAUUUAACUCCCUGUAAUGGAUGAAACCCUCACAAGUAUUAUUUCCCAGAACCAACAGAGGGACUGGAGAGAACCAAGAUCCUUAAAGUUGGUUUUGAUGGUGUGCAUCCCUCCUUCCACACCAUAGCAUUGAUUCUUUGAUAUAUUUCUGAUCAAUCAACAACAGGGAGGCAUUGUUUUCCCAGUUUCAAAAAUAAGCCAAUCCUUCUUUGCAUAUUAGUAGGAAAAGAUAAAUUUCUGGAGAAGGUAAAUGACUCUGAAACUUUGUACAAACAAAAAUGUCUCUACGUUCUGAAACAGCAAGCUUCUAAUCAUUGCUUGCAUGUGAAGAUCUGUAUUAACACCUUUUACCUCUUGCAGCUAGACAGAAUUAAACUAUAAUAUUAUUUUGGAUAUAUUAGCCCUAUUUUGUUUGAGUCCAGUAUCUAUUAGUAUGAUUAGGGGCCAUUGAUGAAAAACUGCUAUUGACUUGCCAGCCUUACUGUAUCAUCACGACAACAGGUGCAAAAAAUGGAAAUGACACCAAUGUAUAUACAAAAUUGUUGGACAGAAAAUGAAUUGACCCAUCUAGCAUGUCUGAUGCUGAUGUAAUGCCUAUGCAUUCCACUUCAGAUGCUCCUGAUUCAGCCAGAGCGAUAUAAUCUGAGAAUGGUGCUGAGGUUUAAACUGGUAGAGAGCAGAACAAAUGUUGUUUCUGAGUUUGGUGUCCCUGAAUAUGGAGCACUUGAUACUGACACCAUGUGCUAUUCCCCCACUGAAUGUAAGCAAAACCACUUUCACUGGUUUUGUAAUUUUGAAAAAUUAAGGGCAUCUCUUUGAGCUGAAAAUGACCUUUUAUACAUUUCAAGUAUUUAAGCUAGGUGCUGUGCACUAACUUGUAAAUAAUACAGUCCACUGUCAUCAAGCUGUAGCAAUUGCAAAUGAGCAAGAAACAACAGUACACCACCUGGCCCUUUGAACCUGUCAUUCAUGAAGGUGAUCUGAUAUUAACCUCAACUCCACAUUUCCUCAUAACUCUGAUGAUCUUUUCCAUCUAUUCAGCAGCCAUUCCUUUGCAAUUGCAAUAUUAUCCAUUUCCUCGCAUAUAACGGUUUCUGUGUCCAUUUGUUUUCUUUCCUCCCUCAAUCUCUCCUCCUCCCUUUCAUCUCCAAUGUCCCCCCCCCCAGCUUAAUUUUUACCAUCUCCACCUCAACCGAAUGUACCUCUUUAAUUCCCCUUGAGGAAAACAUUGCCAAUCUGAACAUAGAUAUGUCAUAGGAGGAAAUAUUUAGUGGUGGGGAGAGGACUAGGAAUGCAGAUGGAAAUAACAGUUGGAAGUUAUAGUGCAAUGGCAUUUAAAAUUAAUUGGAAAUAUUGAUUCAGUAGUACAACUCAUGAUAGGCACUGGCCAUUCCAAUUUGAGGUAAUGGCAUUUAAUUGAUUGGUGAUUGGUCUCUGAACAUCUGGUUGGUUAUCAGUCCCAUUGAUGAAAUACAAUAAAUGACAAUUGCAAAGUGUUUACAAUAAGUAAAGCUUUAGUUGCUAUUAUAUGGUUGCAGCAACAGAAUGAAUUAUGGCUUUUCUAUGAUAAACAUUUUUCAGAACACUGCUGUCUUUAGUAAUCAUACAAGGAAAAGCCAGACUGGAAGCAGCGGUGCUUGCCCUAUCAACCUCACGACACAUCUUGACAAUGUAGCCCCAGUCUUGAAGUUUGAAGACUGCUUUGCAGUGAUCUUAGUGACAUUUCCAUUUUCAUGCUUUUGAGAGCUGACAUUGCAGAACUAGGGUUGUUUGUGCUGUGAAGUUUUAUUCACAGAGGACUAAUUGGAAGCUGCCACUGUUGAUUCCAUUUCAACUUCUAGCAGUUGCUGAAAAGAGGUGAUAUUUCUGUUUAUUCUCACUGGCUGUUUGACUCCAGGUGACCAGAGGUGAGGGCUCUGCAGUAUACUUGCAAUAAAUUGUGGUGUUAUGAUCAGGAGUGUCACAAUCUGUAAAUGACAAAAUGCUGUCAUUGUUAUUCUUUCAUUGUUAAUAUAUUACUUUAACAAUUUACAUAACUAUUUAUUUUCCUGAAAUGUACUUAGAAAGGUGCUUUGAGACAAAUACAUUGUUUAUAUUGUCUAGAAUCAGGAUCAUUUAGAAAGGAAUACCCUUGAAAGGAAGAAAAGUAUUUUCUAUGAAUUUGCUAAAAAUAUAUUUUAACAAUUUUAAAUAUUCUAUCCUGCUUUUAUUGCAACCUCAAUCAGCUUGUUUGUUUUUAGUGCACUACUUUUCAGCUCUCAACUACAGCUGUGAAGCUAUCUUUUCAAAUGUAAGUUGAUCUCUUUUAAAUCAAAUAAACAAAUACAUGAAUCGUUUUUCAUUUCAUGUAUC
This is a messenger RNA of Chiloscyllium plagiosum (whitespotted bambooshark), 3961 nucleotides long. RefSeq names its product NOP2/Sun RNA methyltransferase 3 (gene nsun3). NCBI's taxonomy places the organism in Eukaryota, Metazoa, Chordata, Chondrichthyes, Orectolobiformes, Hemiscylliidae. Gene Ontology annotation, biological process: rRNA methylation. The record is from RefSeq and is a predicted model, not a curated record. Gene Ontology annotation, cellular component: mitochondrial large ribosomal subunit. Gene Ontology annotation, molecular function: RNA methyltransferase activity.